UUAUAAAAAAAUAAAAAUGAUUACCAGUAACAGUAACGGAGCUAUUCAAAUUUCUAUGCGCAACGAUGGGCAGAACGAGCUUAUGGGAAUGUUACCAACGGACAAUGUUGAAAAUAAUCAUCGACUGGCUUUUUCUACUUGCCAAGCAGAAAUGCCUAAUAUUGUACAAACAACAAAUAAACCGGUCGUUUUAAUGACAGCCUCAGAGCUAAAGUAUAACAGAUCCACAGAAAAUAAUGGAGAGAAUAAUGGAGGAGGACCUGGAUUGUGUACUGUAGGAGUUAGACAUUUGGAGUUGAAAAAUUGA
Messenger RNA from Meloidogyne enterolobii, 307 nucleotides. NCBI's taxonomy places the organism in Eukaryota, Metazoa, Nematoda, Chromadorea, Rhabditida, Meloidogynidae. The record is from the annotation of a GenBank genome assembly.